This is a messenger RNA of Cavenderia fasciculata, 153 nucleotides long. RefSeq lists its product as uncharacterized. The transcript has a single exon. NCBI's taxonomy places the organism in Eukaryota, Evosea, Eumycetozoa, Acytosteliales, Cavenderiaceae. Bases 1 to 153 code for a protein of 50 amino acids. The record is from RefSeq and is a predicted model, not a curated record.
AUGUGUCGUUGUCCGUUUACCGAUACAACACUAUCGUUGACGAUAGUCAUUCAGUCGCCCACUGGUGAUCUUGCACCUUGCCCGGGUCGUCUGUUUGACUUUGACUUGACGGUCUUUUAUCUUUAUCUUCUUUGGAAAAAAGAACAACUAUAA